UACUUUACGUGUUCUUAUAACGCUGUGUUUAAAUGGCGAGGGGAAACAUUUCAAGCCUCUCUGUCUGUCAGUUACAGCUGAGCAGCUAAUCCCUCCAUGACCUCUCCGAGCUGGGAAGCUGAACGAAUAGCCUACGGGGAUGAGCACGGAAACAGAAACAGCAAUUUUGAGCACCUGAAGUUAGCAUUCAUCCAGGUAGGCUAAUUUAACUGUCGUUGUAUUAUGGGGGAGCUGAGAUCCACGUCUCCUGCGCCUCGUUUGGACCUGACCAACUUGAACUCGGCCGAAGCAAAGUGGAGUCGGUAUGUUUUAACGAGUCCCCGCUCACUGGAGUCCUGUACGCGACUCGGUGUCAAACCCGUUGCACUUCUGAUUAAAUCGCUAAACGAGUUGAUUGCUGAGCAGCACGACGUGCCCUUUGAGGCGAUGAGAGCUAUGCAUGAAUCCUACGAAAAGGAGAGAAUAAGGCUUUUACAAAUGUGCCGAGAAGAGAGGGAGAGGAUUAUCCGGGCGGCUGGGGACAGGUGGCCAGGCAGUAAUAAAGUGUCAGGGCCUGACACCAAACUGAAGGAUCACUCCAGGGACAGACAGACAACGGAGUCCAUCCCGUAUGCAGAUCUGUGCUUUAAAGGGAAAUCUGCAAGCAGGUCCUCCUGUUCUCACAGAGACCCAGAGCAGAGCACAGUCUGCAGCUUCAGUCUGGGAGACCUCAGACACACCCCAGCUACUGAGAUGAAACUGGAAAGGCUCACCGAGGACAUUAAAAAGGAGAUGUGUGUUACAGUACCAGAGAGAGACCGCAAGAUAGCAGCUCUCAUGUUGGUGAAGCACCAGGAGGAGCAGGCUUCCCUGAAGCUCUGUCAGCAGGAGGAACAGGAGCGGCAGGAGGCCCGCAGGCAGGAGGAGGCCCAGCGGGCUCAGGCAGAGAAAACGAGGAGGAAGAAGCUGAUGCAGAGUAUGCAACGCUGGCACGAGGAGCUGGAGGACCGCCGGAGGCUGAGGGAGCGUCGGGAGACAGAGAAAGCGGGACAACAUGAGCUGGAGGUGCUGCUGCAAGAAGACCGCUGGAGGAGGAUGAAAGAGGAGGUGGAGGGACAACGCAGACAAAGGAUAGAGGCUGCACAGAAAGACGCAUGGGGUCGCAAACGCUACCAGGAGAAGCUGCUGAGGGAGAAGGAGGAGAUGGAGGAAAGAGAGCGAGAGAGGGAGAGACAGGUAGCAGCGGAGAAGGAGCAGAAGGCCAGGAGGAGCAAAGGGUGGCAGGAGAAGAAGGAGAGGAAGAGGCUGCAGGAGGAAAAUAGUAGAGAGCUUCUACGACACAUCCUGCUGAAACACCAGGUAGAGCAACAGGUGGAGGAAGAGGGGGAACAGAUGAGGAGCAAGCUGGAGAAGAAGCUGCAACACUCGUGCGAGAAACGUGCGCAGGCUGUAGAGGCCCGGCUGAGGGAGCAGAAAGAGCGGGCAGCCCGCGAAGACGAGCAGAUUCAGAGAGUGCAGCAGAGGGCCAAGCUGCAGAGCUUCCAGCAGCUCACACACAAAAAAAUCCUGGUCCAGCUGAGCCAGCGGCGCAUGGAGAGAGCCGCCCUGCAUGCCUCGGCCCAGCAGAGGAACAGAGCUCAGCAGACACAUCGACACAACGAACACAGGCAGCUGUGCCACCAGAGGCUGAGAGAGAGGAUACAGAGAGAGGAGGAGGCGAUGAGGAGGGUCAGAGAGAGCUGCAUCUUCAUGAAGGAUUGGAGGAGGGAGAGGCUGUGGAGACAGCGGGAGCAGAUACAGGAGGAGGCGCACAGGCUGGCCCGGGCCUCCUUUCACAUGAGGGAGAGAGUGAGACAGCAGACACACAGUCGGACCUUUGAUCAGAUGGCUCUGGAGGCUCAGCUGACUGCCUCCAUGAGCCGCAUCAAACUAUGAAAGAAAUUGUGAACUCUAGGGCUGGGUAUUGUUCAAACAACUUUGAUACCGGUUCCUGAACAAGACCUUUUUGGACACCAAUUUUAUCAAAUCCAUCUUAACAAAAAGAAAUGACAACAUUACGGCACUAAUCUUUUUUAUUUAUUUUUCAGCCUCUACUACGUGAG
Molecule: messenger RNA, 2081 nt
Organism: Sander lucioperca (pikeperch)
Lineage: Eukaryota; Metazoa; Chordata; Actinopteri; Perciformes; Percidae
Product: coiled-coil domain-containing protein 177
Exons: 1
Coding region: 223-1914 (563 amino acids)
Source: RefSeq, a predicted model, not a curated record